This is a messenger RNA of Juglans microcarpa x Juglans regia, 672 nucleotides long. RefSeq lists its product as uncharacterized. The record is from RefSeq and is a predicted model, not a curated record. The coding region runs from base 1 to 672 and encodes 223 amino acids. The transcript has a single exon. Lineage: Eukaryota; Viridiplantae; Streptophyta; Magnoliopsida; Fagales; Juglandaceae.
AUGGAAGAUUUGGAAGUUCGUUGGAAACAACUACGCUUCUCUUCAGAGGAGGAGGUAGUCCUCGAGAUUCCUGUUGAGGAAGAAGAGGAAGUACUACGUAAAGGCGAACGUAGUCUCAUUGGGAAAGUAUGCACUGAUCAUGUCAUUGGGAAAGAUUUUAUUUCAAAUACGAUGGCUAAAAUCUGGAGGAUGAGCAAAAGAUUUGUGUUCCAAGAGGUGGAGAAGAAUGUUUUCAUAGUAACUUUUGAAACGCAUGCAGAUAAGAACAUAAUUUUAAAAGGAAGGCCUUGGCCUUUUGAUAAUAUGUUGUUUCCCCUGCGUCAUUAUGAUGGCAGGCUGCAACCUACUCAGAUUAAGUUCGAAUCUGAGAUCUUCUGGUUACAAAUACAAAACCUACCUCUAGGGAAGAUGACAAAGGAAUGUGGAGAGCAGAUAGGUGCCUCUGUUGGCAAGGUUUUAGAGGUGGAUGCAAUGGAUGAUGGUGUAGGGUGGGGAAGAUUUCUUCGUGUGAAAAUUGAUAUGCCUCUUUCCAAACCUAUUGCUCGUGGGAGAUUUAUUCACUCGACAGAUGGGAAGCUAUGGGUGCCUUUUCAAUAUGAGAAACUUCCAAAGAUUUGUUUCAGGUGUGGAUGGCUGGUUCAUGAUGAUGUGGUUGUUCUAAAAGUGGACUAG